ACACUUAUAUGAAAGUGUACGCUACUAAAUGGCUUGCUCUCUCGGUCUGAAAAAGUGCUUAUCCGUAUGUGGUAAUCAUGAUGAAGAACUUCUGUUAUCUACUCUGUCAAGUGUUAAAGCGCAACUACAACAUGGCUUCAAGUACUAUUCUCAGGUUGGUAAUCUUGAUACUGUGUCUAAAGAGCAUGUGCGACGUCUUGUCAAAAGGAUGUCUGGAUUCUUGGAUCUGUCUGAAUCUCUAAGUCAUGAAAUUUUAGUUCAUUUCCUUGCUGUUGAAGAUAUUCCAGAUGACCAUAUAGAUGAGGUGCUUUCAGGUUGGUCAGCGAAUUGCCUUUUGGAAGACAUUCGACGGUUCUACUGGAAAGAUCGCAUAUGUCUAAUUAGACUUCUGAAGCUAUGCGUUUGCCAAUGGCACGAUUCUUGGUCGCUGAUUUCUGAUGUUCUUUUUGCAAUGACAUCAUACGAAAGCCGCAAGGAUUUAGUUGUUGAUGCUUUAAAUGAAUAUCUCAUUCAGCAUCAAAAUACAUACUCUUUAAUUGAAAGUUGUAGUCAUUCAUCUUCAGGUUUUAUUUCAAAUCGUAACACAGUUGGGGCUGAUGAAUCGAAUCAAUUUGGUGUGGUCGCUGCCCAAAAACUAAAGGAGUUGAUUGAACUGCUUGAACUUAUCUUUCUAGGCGUUCAUGGCCUUUGUCUUACUGGUGCGAUCAAUAAUUCUCCCGUUGUGUUUAAGAAAGUGUUGGAGACGUUCUGGUCUAUUUCCUUCGGAUCGCCUCUCAAAAAUCUUAGGACAAAUAAUUUGAUGGUGGACCAAAUUUGUUUCACACAGACACUUAUUCUUAUUCGAGCGGCGAAUUUGGACUCCAUAGUUUUGUUUUCGAAUCUGUCACUCGAUGACUUCGCAUUGCCCUACCGCAGGUUGAAAAAUUCCAAUGUUGCAUCUAAAUCAAAAUUGGCUCCAGAAAAUAACACUAGUUCAAAAGAUGAAGUACCCACUCACUUCUUAUAUGAUUCUAAUUUGCUAAAUCGACUGCUAGCUAGUUUAUCGAAUCUUGGGGAGUAUCAGGUGCACGGGCCAUUGUUGUUAUUCGGUGCAGUUUGUGCAACUGCUUUCACUCAUUCGUGGUCAGUUUCUCGUAACUCAUCGGAUCCGAGUCCUGACUCAACCUACGAACUUUCUGGUUACUCGAAGUCGCAAAAUUUUGAUGAGAAUAUAUCUGUUAUUUCUGAACACUGUGCUCAACUAUCGAUCCAGAACCUCGAUGUAUUUCGAUUUUUGGUUAGGAGAUUAGAUCGUAUUGAUUUCAGUCCACCCCAGGUCUCGCAUAUGGAUUGCAAUGUUUCUGUCCCAUAUAGUGAGUUUAAUGCUAGUCUCGUUAGCUUGGCUACUCAUAGCGCUAUAUUUGAUCUGGUUACGCUCCUAGCACGAGAUGUCACAUUAUGGUCGUUGGAUAGCAAUCCCCCUCCUACUUCACAGUUAUUUGAUUCUCUUGAUUAUCCAAACAGAGAUGGAUUUCUUACUUUGUUCUCACAAACUCUUCGAGUUGUUGUAACUAAUGCCCAUUUGGUUCGUUGUCCAAUGUCUAAGGGAAUUCCGGACACUUCAGAUGAUGUUCCAGGUUUUCCAGUGGAUAGUGGCCCGAGAAUUGGCUGUCGGAUUUUCGGACUUAUUGAAUCGCUUAUAGAAAGUUUUCCGUAUGAUCUAAGCGUACUUCGUAUCUAUACAAGUUUGCUUGUUCCUUCAAACACUACUAAAAUUAAGUCGGGAUCUAUCGACCUAGUUAAUCAUGUCAAAGAAUUCAUAAAUCGUGUUCCAUACCUCGCUGAACCACUGACUGAAUCAUUAUCAAAACACUUGUCUCCACGAAAUGCGUCAUUAUACCCACAGCUUACCAGUAAUAUCGAGAAGAAAUUAUACAUGCAGGUUGUUUUAAACAAACCACGAACGGUCAUGACUGUCAAUUCAAAAAUAACCUCAUCAUCUACCACUUUACGUGAGAGGAAUAAUAUCUUCUCAGGAGUUUACUUGGUAUCAGGGACACAAGGUUAUAUUGAUCAAGACUUAGGUCUUGUUGUAUGGCGUAUUGAAUAUUCUCUGUGGCACGUAAUUGGCAAUGAGAUUUAUUUAGCUGAAUUGGCACUUAACGAUUUUCAUAAAUCUAUUGCUUCAUCUAAGGAUAAAUAUGAAGCUUGUGUAAUAUUAAAUACUACGUCAUAUGAUUCCGAGUUACUUCAAACUCAAGCUGAGUUUUAUGCUCAAUUUUAUACUAGGUUAACACGAUUGUUGGAUCUCCUUGAGUUUAUAUCCGCUUGUUUCAAGUGUGAUUUGUAUAUUUCUCAAUGUUUAAUAUCAAUUGAAUAUAUUUGGAUGAUAAUUUUACGUUAUUUAAAUAUUAUACCAUCUGAUCAAGUCAGUUUAAUUGUUCAAUAUAUUACUAAUAACAUAUCAUCAUCGUCAUUCAUUAAAGUACAUCGAAAUUUUUAUGGAAAAAUUAAAUCUUCAAAUGAAAUAAUAACAAAUCGUAAUUCAAUUGAUGAAUUAAUUAUUCAUUCGUUAUUACCUAAUUUAUUGUGUUUAAUUGGACAAUCGUUAUUAAAUUUACCUACAUUAAAGUCAAAGCAGUUAAUUAUGGAAAAUAUUAAUCUAUUGACUAGUGUAUUAAAUAAUAGUCAUAGUAUUAUACCACGUAUGGUUAUCAAUCAGAAUAAUCAAAGCUCGCAACUAACAUUCGGACUUAAUUCUUGUUAUUUAAUUAACACUAUUCUUAAUUAUAAUUCAUCAGAACCAAUUAAUUUUUUAAAUUCUCACCAAGUAACAUCAUUACAUCAUCAUCAUUAUUAUUCAACAAAUGAAUAUCAAUUACUUAUUUCAUAUAUUAAUUUUAUAUCUGGAUUAUUUUUCUUUAUUCGAUGGGCAUAUUCUAAUUCAGGAUUUAUUAUUGAAAAUAUUCAUAUUGAUAUUAUACCAUUAUAUAUUGAAUGUUCUGAAUUAAUUCAUGGAUGUCUUGUAUUUAUUAUUCAAUAUCUUAUGAUAAUGUGUUCACAAGUAGAUUAUUGUAAUGAAAAUUUCAAUAAUAAUUCUAUUAAUAACGGAUUAAUUCAAAGAAAUCUUUUAUUAAAAGUAGAUUUUGAUCAACUAGCUAAUCUAGCCGAACAUUGUUUCAUGUUAUUAACCGAUGUAUUGACAACCCGUACAUCGGAACAAGAUAUACAAAUUUUGCGAAUGAUUUUAAAACAACUUAAACAAGAAUCAUCAUCAUCUUCAACAUCAUUGUUUCAUUUAUUUCCUAAAUUUAUAUCUGAAGAAAAUCAUUGGCCUAUAACUUACCAAUGUAUCACAUUACACUUAUUACUCAAUGAUACACGUUCAUUAAAUGCUUUGAUAGCGUUCUCAUCAAUUCAUCAAAGUAUUUUAUUAAGACAAACAGAAAUAAUUGAAUAUGGAUUCCCUAUGUCAAUUUACUUGAAUAAUUGUGAUAUUUCAAGGAAAACAAUUCUAGUGGAUAAUAGUAGUUCACCAACUGUAAGAGCUGUUUGGUUAUCACUUACAUUAGUUCAUCAUUUACUUAACUUGGAAAAUAAAUUAAUGAUUGAACCAGGCAAUUCAAAUUCAAUUACUCCUCCUCUAUUAACUAGUAUACAGUGCUAUUCUAAUUCAUUCACUGGGGACCAUUACAUCACCACUUUAUUCUCUUAUCUUCGGUAUUCGUUUAGUGUUGGAAUUUCUCGUUUGGUUGUUGCAUUAUUGAAGUGGAUAACACAGUAUUCAUCUGUUGAUAUUACAAAUUAUUUGGGCAGUGAGUCAAAUCAAAUACGUGCUUCUUGUCUGAAGAAAUUAGUGUCUACUACAGAAGAUCAAUUGGUACGUGUUGGAUUGUAUGAUUUAUUAUCAGAGACAGUAUUAAAUAGUGAAAAAUACGAACCUGUUUGUUCACGAUUGCCAGUUGGACUAUUACGUUUACUUUUAACAGAUGGAACUAUUAUAUGUUCAGAUAUGAAGUUGAAUAGAACGAUGGUUACUAAAUCCAAAGAAAUUUCAAAUUCUGACUGUCUGGAUUGUGUAAUAGAUACACUUAAAGAACUUCAGAUUAAAUCUUUCCAGAAACAGUUUGACGAUAAUGAUAAUACUAAUAAUAAUCAAUUAUCAACUGUGUUGUUUUGGAGUGUGACGAAAUUUAUCUCAUCUCUUUAUCUCUUAAAUAUUCAACCUUGCAUUGUAAAUUUAAAACAAAGGUGUGACUUUUGGAAAACUCUGACUGAUCCUUUUUUCAGUCUUUUAAGUUUACAAGAAUCCGAAAAGGAACCAUUAUCAGAUAUUGAAAAUGAACUCUGUGGAGAUGUUUUCAGUAUUUUAGCGUUAGAACUCUACAAUAAGACAAGCUAUACAACAAACGAUGAGAGUUUUAAAUCGUUUACAUCAGUUAUGGAUUAUUUUGUGAAGAAUAAUUUGUAUAAUUUAUGGUUUAAAUUAACUCGUAAAUGUUUACAUAAAAUAUUAUCGUACAGUGAAUCAGAAGAUGUAUCUAUAGAAUAUCUUCAAUCUCGGCUAACAUCUCUACACAAUGUAACAUGUCGUUGGAAAUGUUUAUUAUUAUUAAAUUACAAUAAUGGCAAUGUCGAUGAUAAUAAUUUUGAUAGUAAUGAUAAUAAUUCUAAUAGAAACCAAUUAAUGAAUUCAAGAAAGCAAUCAAAAGAUGAUUUUAUCACAAUACCUUUAUCGAUUUUGAAUGAUUUAAUUGAAUGUUUCAGUCUAUUGCGUGAUUUACCACCGAUUCAGUCAACUUUUGAUUUAGGAAAUCAAUUGGCUACAAUACUUAAUACAACUUUAGUGUAUUUAUAUAAAACUUAUAAUACGUCAAAGAAAAACACACCAAUCGAAGAAUUAUCAACAAAUGAUUUGGCUAAUUAUUUAACAAAAUUGAAUGAUCUCUUGUCAAGUUUCCAAGUGGCUAUAGAUUUCCAAGUUCAGCAUAUGCAUUCAGAUCUACUAGCCAGUACUUAUAUACUGUUCAGUUGGUAUGAUUCGAAAAGAUUAAAUGAAAAAACUACAGAUGAUCAGUUUGAAUUACUUCAAUCUUCUUUAUUCAAUAAUGCAAUUUGCUUUUUAAGCCUACUCACACGUAAUCCUAACAUAAGUAAAAUUGAAGAAUCUGCUAUUUUACAGUCGGUCAAUCUAAUCAUCUUCUUAUGGGAUCAUAAUCAAUCUACAACAUUAUUUACACGUCUCACAGAUACUGGUGUUUUGAAUAAUAUUUUCAUUUUAUUAACUGAAUGUACCAAAUUUAAAGAUGGUGCAACUCUCAGUCAUAGUUUAAUUAGUUUACUUGUGAAAUUAGUGAUCAAUUCAUCUCAACCAUUGCGUAAUAUAGCAACAUUAACCAGCACUUCCAAUGUGAAUAAAUUACCUCAUCCUACAAUAACAGAUUUAGACGAAUCAAUUGAUCAAUAUACUGAUGAGUCAGAGAAUAAUUUAUUAAAUAAACCGAAGAAUAUAAUUACUCAAUUAGUUCUAUCCUAUCAUGAAUAUAUAUCACAAGCGUUCUGUUGGCCUCAGUUAGAUACUUUACGUCAAUGGUUACAAGAUGGUGAAUCGUAUUCAAAUAUGCAAGCUAAUUCACUUGAUGAUAAUUGUUACAUGAAGCAAGCACAAUCUAUACAUUACGAUUGGAAUGCUGUACUUAUCUUGGAGAUGCAAUUUCUAUGCUUACUUCAUGAUAAUCUUGGAGGUAUGAAGCAUCCAUUAGUUUAUUCGCUAAUACAAAAUUUUUGUAUGGAUAAUGCUAGUCAAUUGGAAUUCUUUGUGAAUUAUUGGUGUUCAUCAUUAUAUAAUAAUAGUACAUCCAUUAAUGAUCAGCAUCUUAUGUCUCCAUUACCGAUUACUAGUGUAUUAAUUCAACAAGGUAUAUUGUCCACAGAUCGAAUUCAAUUAGCUGAAACUAUCUUAAAGUUAUAUUGGCGUAUUCUAGUCGCUGCUGAAUACAUCAGUACAUCAGGUCUACCUAUAAUAGCAUCAAAUAUCCUAUAUUCAAACCAUCCACGAAUUGCAAAUCUAAAUUCACGUAUACCAUGGCCAUCUUAUGGUCCUACUGUACAUUCGGAAUUCUUUAACACAGUAUUCAGUCUUAUUCAAUGCCAAAUACACUGUUGUUCAAUAUUGUUUCAACGUCAUGGUUUUAAAUCAUUUAAAAGUGUUCCAAUCUCAGGAUCACAUAUAACACCAACUAAGUCUGGAAUUACCGGUCAAUCAACAUCAAGUCCAUCAGGUACACUUACAUCUACGCUGCCUAAAACAACAUUAAUGAUGAGUAAAUCAAAUGAAGUAGUAACAAGUUCACAUUCUGUUAGCUCAGUAUCAAUGGAAUCAUCUGGUUCAGAGACUAGUGGAUUAGAAUUCCUUUAUCUUGUACGACAUCUUAUUAUGUCACUUAGUGUAUUAAUGGUUCAAUUGCCUAUCCUCGGCAAGGCAUCUUUAAUGACAUCUGAUGAAUUGAAAUACUUGAAAGUUUAUGUUCAUCUUACAUUUAAUAGUCCUAAUUUAAAUGACAAUUCAACUGUAAUAACAUUUGGUGUUCUAAUUACCUUAGCUAAUUCAUUAGGUAGUUUAUCUUCAAAAUUAGGUAAUGUAUGGAAAUCCUGUCAAUCUAGCGAAUCAGUAAUUGCACGAAAAAAACGAGAACUCUGGUUAGUGUUGGUUUACUGUUUGUUUUAUUUAUCGUGAUUCGACUAGUUCUUUCUUUUAUACAUCUCGUUUGUAUUUAUUCUUUCUGUCAUUAGGAAACGGAUCAUUUUGAAUCGAAAUUGUGAACCAGUCUAAGAUAGACCAUCACUGAAAACCUGAAUUCCCUGGACGGCCGUUUCGUCCUAGUAUCGAACUUCACAGCAGUACGCACUUCCUACAGGGGAACGAACACAAGACUUUCGGUUUCUCACACGAACGUCCUACCUCCGGACCACUAAUUCGAUAUUCAAUGAUGUUUUUGUCUAACUUCGAUCAGUUAACCACCGUGGAUGCGCAUUGCUGUGGUGUCCCAUUCUAGAACAAAAUGGCUCCCCAAUGAUUCCGAGUUUACCAUGGUGGUCUGACUUAGAUGUUUUUAUGAUUUCAAUGAAAUCCAGCAAUCUCCACAACCCCAUACUAAAAAUUAUUUCGCAUCAAAACUUAACACUUCCUUUGCUAUAGGAAGAUUUUAUUUGUUUUUAUAUUUGAACGUUAUUGGAAUUAGUAAUUUUUUUCGUAGAAGCAUCAUAUCCUUAUUAGUGUUUAAAUUUGCAUUAAAUCGCGGAUCGUUUGACUAUCCACAUCCCUUUCAAUGAUGGUCACUUCUUCAACAUCAAAUUCUUGCUACGUCACCUAUAAAUAGCGGUACUCAUAUUUUAGUAAUUUAAAUCGUAUCUUCAAACUUCAUGCCCACGGACUUGUGCUUGUAUAACAAAUCACUAUCACAUGCUGAUACAUUUGGACGUGAAUUUGAUUACUGAGCUGCUCUAAACACGUUUUUACUUUGCUAAAAUAUAAGACAUUUUUAUGAAGUUAAUAUACGCGUUAGAUUCCUGGAGGUGGUUGACAAGACACCAUUUACCUAUGCUUCAUACUAGUUGGCACUAGUCAACAAGGCGUACCUGUAAUAUUGAGGGACGUGAUGCUAUUUGGGUAUUUCACUUGGAUCAUUUGAUUUGUUAUUUUAACUCCGUUAAUUUAUAGUUUGUAGUUGAUGUUCAUAUAGCAUAUCACUUGGCUUGUUUCAAUCAAAGUGAUUGAUAAUGCAAAAGAUAAAAAUACUGAAUACUAUGUAGAAAGAAGAUGUGAAAGAGGAGAUAAAAAUUCAAAAUAAUAUUGAAGCUCAAAACUUUUGGGGAUGAUAAAAUGGAAGAGAUUCAGUGCAUUGUAGCUGAUUUUCAAACAUAUUACGCAAUGUUUUUUUAAUAGGUUGUGAUUAGUUCCUAUAUCGUAGGAAGUUUUGUUCUAAACACCUACAUGUAAGAAUAUUAAAGUACCUAUCUAACAUGUUUCAAAUAUUGGCAAUAUUUUUUUCACAAACUAACUACUUUCCAUAGUGGACUUCUUAUGGUGCUUAAUUUUACGUUAGUUAUUAUUUAGUUGUUCUAUUUGACCAGUAUUAAACUCUGUUUUCCUAUUUAAACAUAAAGCUUGAUUCUAAAUUAUUGUAUUUUUCUUAUUCUCUUUCUGAGUAUUAUGUAAUCUGGAAACCGUUGAAUUGCAUGUUUUCAAUAUUUACAAAUGAUUAUCUCAUGAAUUUUCUCUCAAUUACUUAUUUAAUCACUUGUAAAAUCAUAAUAUUAUGAAUUAUUAAUGAUAGACUAGCAUCAUAUAUAUUUGCAGUAAUGUGGAACUAUGAUGAAAAUUUUCAAUGAUAAGAGAUAUUCCAUUUUUAUAUUCGUCUUUUUUGUCUAGUUGUUUGGUUCAACGUGCUUAUGAAAUGGUUCU
Molecule: messenger RNA, 8443 nt
Organism: Schistosoma spindalis
Lineage: Eukaryota; Metazoa; Platyhelminthes; Trematoda; Strigeidida; Schistosomatidae
Source: the annotation of a GenBank genome assembly